AUGUCUCCGCGCCUUUCGUCAACACCUAUUUCCAUUGUGCCUUCCGCGUCUGAAGUCAAAGCUGGAGAGCUCAAUCAACGCAACCUCGAGAUCGCUACCAGAGCGCUCUCUCGCGAUGGCCUCGUGGUGUUGGAAGACAUGAUUGACCAUGCAGUCUUGGACCGGUUGAACAAGAAGAUGGUCCAGGAUGCACUCGAAUUGCAGGGAAGAAAGGACAGCCCCUUCAACUAUAACAAAGGAAACAUUCAACAAGAUCCGCCCAUGACCCAGGAGUGGUUCAGUGACGAAAUCUACGCCAAUCCCAUCGUGACGCAAGUCACUUCAACCACGCUUGGGCCUAGGCCUUCAUUGCGCUUCAUUUCUGGCAACACCGCACUACCACCAACUGCGUCAUCGCCACCAGCCUCGCAGCCGAUCCACAAUGAUGCAGAUUUUGAUCACCCCUCAAUCCCUUUCGCCCUCGUGGUAAACGUUCCUCUCGUGACCAUGACGCCAGAGAACGGCUCCACAGAGAUCUGGCUCGGUACACACCAAGGCACCACUAUUGCCGAUCAAGAAGGCGAACAUGGCGAUCGUGCCAGCGGAAGGAUCAAGCAGCAUUUGCUCGAUGCUCGUCGCGAGGUUCGGCCACCCACUCAGCCGGUCGUAAAGAAAGGUAGCAUGAUCGUUCGCGAUCUGAGACUCUGGCACGGAGGGAAGCCCAACCUGAGCGAAGAUCCGAGAGUUAUGCUCGCGAUGAUACACUUCGCGCCAUGGUAUCGAAAUUCGAUGGAAGUCGAACUGGCGGAAGAGCUUGCUGAACGCUUGUCGCCCGAAAAAACUGGUCUGCAGACCGCGGCCACGUACGUUUCGAGUGAGCAACUGCUCAAAAAUUAUCUGAAUAGGCCAUUUGGCAAUGCGUACGAUUUUGAUCAGACAGAGAAGAUUGACGAUGUCUUCUGA
Molecule: messenger RNA, 942 nt
Organism: Alternaria incomplexa
Lineage: Eukaryota; Fungi; Ascomycota; Dothideomycetes; Pleosporales; Pleosporaceae
Exons: 3
Coding region: 1-942 (313 amino acids)
Source: RefSeq, a predicted model, not a curated record